This is a messenger RNA of Betta splendens (Siamese fighting fish), 1939 nucleotides long. RefSeq names its product peroxisomal N(1)-acetyl-spermine/spermidine oxidase-like. Bases 291 to 1784 code for a protein of 497 amino acids. NCBI's taxonomy places the organism in Eukaryota, Metazoa, Chordata, Actinopteri, Anabantiformes, Osphronemidae. The transcript is spliced from 10 exons. Gene Ontology annotation, molecular function: polyamine oxidase activity. The record is from RefSeq and is a predicted model, not a curated record.
UAUGGGACGAACUGUGGACACGCCUCUCUCUCUAAACAUGCUUCACAUACAGUAGAUAGAAGGAAGAAGCACAAACGCCAACGCGUAAACAAGAACAAGGCGCACACGCUAUUUCUGAAUCGGAGAAUUGGUAAACGUGAUGUUCAAUCUAAGUCUUGGUGUUUGACGUCCGCCUCAGGUGACGCACCAUAAACGACGCUGCCCUGAGUCCGCACCCGCUCUGUGAAGAGACACAGGCGGAAGUCAGCUCCGCGCCGGGAUCCGGACGCUCAGCUCCUGAUUGUGACAGAAUGGCCGAAAUAGAAAAGCCGACGAUAGUAAUUGUAGGAUGCGGCAUAGCUGGUAUAUCAGCGGCAAGCAAACUGUGCAAAGCUGGAUUCCAGGAUGUGCGAAUACUUGAAGCGACCUCGAGAAGCGGAGGACGAAUAAAAACCGAAAAGCUGGGUAAUUACAUCACAGAGAUCGGUGCAACCUUCAUCCAUGGCCCAUGUAAGGAGAACCCGGUGUUCUGUUUGUCUCGGGAUUAUGGGCUCCUGGAUCGAGAGGCCCUCACCCGGAGGAACCAGGCUAUGGACAUCGGUGAGAGUCCUCCCUGGGUCACCAACUGGUUCAGCAGUUCAGGCCAGAAGCUGAAUGCUAAACAAAUGGACUCUGCUCUGGAUAUGUUUGAUAAGAUUGUGGAUGAUACUGAGCAGUUUAAGAACCAAAGAGAAACACCCUGGGCCAGUGUGGGAGAUUUUGUACGAUCAAAGGUAAAAGAACAAGCAACAAAGAAAUGGAAAGGCAAAGAUGAAUCCACCAGGAAGCUGCUGCUGUGUGCCAUCAGCUCCAUGAUGAAGUUUGAGUGCUGCUCCAGUGCCGUUCACAGCAUGGAUGAGCUGGACCUGGCUGCAUAUUGUAUGUACAAGGACCUAAAGGGACUGGACUGCACGUUCCCAAAUGGCUAUGAGGGCCUCAUCAAGAACAUGAUGUCAGAGCUUCCCUCUGACUUGGUGACCUACAACAAGCCUGUGCACUGUAUCCACUGGAACAGCUCAGAGAGCCAAGCGAGCACUGUGACAGUCGAGUGCGAAGAUGGAGAGAGGAUACCUGCUGAUCACGUCAUUGCCACGGUGCCUCUAGGCUAUCUGAAGAGACACUGCUCAACCCUGUUCUCUCCCUCUCUACCGGCAAACAAGCUGCAGUCCAUCCAAAAUCUAGGAUUUGGAACAUGCAACAAGAUAUAUGUGGAGUUUGAGUCCCCAUGGUGGGACGCUGAUUGUGAUGUCAUCUACCUGGUGUGGAAAGAUGAGGAGGAUUUUACAGACAAGGUGUCAGAUAUAAGCAAAAACUGGAUAAGGAAGAUGUCAGCAUUCACUGUUCUCAAACCCUCAGAAAGUCACAGCCAUGUUCUGUGUGGAUGGAUUGCGGGACAUGAGUCUGAGUAUAUGGAGACUCUUCCUGAACAAGAGGUCAAACGGGCCAUCACCGAGCUUGUCCGUACCUUCACAGGAAACUCUACCAUCGCACUGAAGAGAAUCCUACGCUCCCAGUGGUUUAAUGACCCCUGGACAUGUGGGUCUUACUGUCACCCCACAAUAGGAUGUUCAGCGAAGGACCUUAGGAACAUGAUGGAGCCUCUGCCGAAGAAGGGAUCAGAAUCACAACCCCUACAGGUGUUGUUUGCUGGAGAGGCUACUCAUCCAUGCUACUAUUCCAGUGUCCAUGGAGCCGUUCUCAGUGGUUGGAGAGAAGCUGACCGUCUCAUCUCUAACUACCCCUCCAUCAAUGCUCCCCAGGAUUAAAGAUAUGACUGUAAUAGGUGUAAAUGCAAUUAGGUACCAGAUAUCAGUUGCUUCUUAUCUCUGUUUGAAGCUUUCAGCAUUAUCUACUAAUGCAGAGGCUAAUUUGGACAAACAAGUUAAAAGUUGUUUUAAUAAAGGUUUUUAAUUCAUAAGUA